GUUAUUCACAAGCAGAGAGGCACCGGGGGUGCGUAGGUUGUAUAGAGAAAGGAGAAACACGCCAGGAAUUGACUCGCGAGGAGAGUCCCGGUCGGAGGAACUAUGUGGGCCGCUUGGCUCGUGCGUCGCACGCCUAUCAUAACGCGAAAUCAGAUCUCACAGCAACUGAGCAGCCGCCUGCGUUCGGGCUUCGCUGUUUCGACCAGAGCGAAGAUAGGUGCCGAAGUCGAAGCUCAGGAUAUUCAAGAAAUCGGGCAGCUCACAAAGCCGAAAAUCACCUUCGGGUUCGAGACAAGCCUCCGAGAGGCAAUCGUGAAACAGAGUAAUGUUGAUUGGAACCACAUUCAGAAUGUGGAAUUCCCGAAAGCGAAGCAGACGUGUGAUCUCGUUUUUCGAGGCUCAUUCGCUACGGCCGUGUUCCUAGCGCUUCAAGCACCUCAUGAUUCCGAUCACCUCCGUCAAUUCGUUGCUCAUGUUGGAAGGGAAAAUCUGAGUUUGACCCUGCUGGCAAAGUACAUGGCGUGUUGCCUCGAUUCCGAGGAGAUCCUGCGUUGUUGGAGGGAGAUAGGCUCGCGCAGUCCGGAGGUCCUUCCACAGCAUGCUUCGUAUAUAAUAAGAGGUCUGCUGCGGACGCCGGAAUGGCGUUCCGCGGUCGACAUUCUGAAAGCAGAGCCCAUCGGGACCAAGAACGCUCUCGGCGCGGGGGUGAUUGCGAAACUGUUCGAAGAAGGGGCAGAUUCUGAAGCCUUCGACCUGUACAGCAGAUCGGACUCUUAUUGCAUUGAUGCGGAGGCCGACGCCUGCAUGGAAGAUCCAGACCGCGCCGAGCGCUACUUGGAUAUGAUCGUCAAGAUGGAGUUCAAGCUUUCGUAUAACUUCGAUAUCGAGAAGAGAACUUCGUGGCGGAAGCAUUUCGAGGCGAAUCGAGCGAAAAUGAAAUGGAACUCUGAGUGUUCUUGCUGCCGCACCAGACUGCCGCCAGGAAGAAUCAGCUCACAUGAUUUUUCUAAAAUGAGGGAGGCUUGUUUGAACCUCAUUCUCAAUGACAGAGCAGGCAGUCUUCAUCUGAGCACAACCCCGGGAGAAAUGGACCGAUUCCAGAACUUCAUCCGGAGAAACGGACCCUACGAUGCGAUCAUAGACGGCCUCAACGUUGUGUACAGAUACGAAUUGCCGUUGAGACGCAUCCACGGUCUCUUGGAAGACUACAAGGCCAGAGGCUUUUCCCGAAUCCUGAUUCUGCUGAGGUCUCAUGCUAAGCGGGAGUUCAAUAUGAUGAAGCUACCCCCCGACGUCGACAUGUACUGCGUGCAGAAUGCUUCGAGAGAUGAUCCGUAUAUCAUACUCGCCGCACUCCUGAGUCAUGAUAGAUGCCGACUGCUCUCGUUUGAUUUUUACCGAGACCACAUCUACCGGCUGAAGAAAUCGAAGCAAUUCGAUCGGGACGACAACACCGCGAGAACUUUCUUCAAGUGGUUAAACACCCACAAGGACAGCUUCAUCGACUUCCAGAAGCCAGGCUCGGCAGCGCCUACGAUAAAGCUCAGAAUGGCUCCGGCCCACUUCCCCGUCCCUCACGUGGACAUUGGCGGAUGGCACAUUCCCUUCGUCCAAAAAACUGGAUAUCCACCGACGUGGCUGUGUCUGCGGCGGCGUGAUUCUUUUGACAGAAAGCUCGUGCUCUAAGAAAGGAAAUAAAAUGACGUCG
Messenger RNA from Galendromus occidentalis (western predatory mite), 1708 nucleotides. It is a transcript of the gene mldr, whose product is annotated as mitochondrial ribonuclease P catalytic subunit. The record is from RefSeq and is a predicted model, not a curated record. Lineage: Eukaryota; Metazoa; Arthropoda; Arachnida; Mesostigmata; Phytoseiidae. The coding region runs from base 103 to 1686 and encodes 527 amino acids. Gene Ontology annotation, cellular component: mitochondrial ribonuclease P complex. Gene Ontology annotation, biological process: tRNA 5'-leader removal; mitochondrial tRNA 5'-end processing. Gene Ontology annotation, molecular function: ribonuclease P activity. The transcript has 2 exons.